AUGACGAACUAUUCAUUGCAAUCACCCCAUGUCCUCGGCACGCUUUCACUGAUUCUCUUUAGUAGCUCCUAUUCGAACACUUAUUUUCCCGCCGACCUUUGCUACCCCAAUACUUUGCCUGACACUACCACGCAACCCUCUUACUCGACACCUACAAUACUUUCAAUUUCAUCUGUUGAGGGAUGCCAACUUCCCCAUCCAAUGUCAAACCUGAGACCCGUCACCCACUCCUCUGUCUCUCCUAACCCCGUCUUCUAUUUACCGGCGGAACUUUUGGCCGACUUGCCUGAGAAAACUUACCCCUGUCCGACCCCGAACUCGAGCACGCCAUACCAACAAUCGAUCACGUCAUCAGGCGGAAGCGACUGGUUUUCGACAUUCACGCACUUUUCCGGAAUACGGCCGCUGACAUGA
Molecule: messenger RNA, 414 nt
Organism: Microbotryum saponariae
Lineage: Eukaryota; Fungi; Basidiomycota; Microbotryomycetes; Microbotryales; Microbotryaceae
Source: the annotation of a GenBank genome assembly